This is a messenger RNA of Sinocyclocheilus anshuiensis, 2966 nucleotides long. Its product is annotated as polycomb protein suz12-A-like. Gene Ontology annotation, molecular function: chromatin DNA binding. Lineage: Eukaryota; Metazoa; Chordata; Actinopteri; Cypriniformes; Cyprinidae. Gene Ontology annotation, cellular component: ESC/E(Z) complex; RSC-type complex; nucleus. The coding region runs from base 578 to 2665 and encodes 695 amino acids. The transcript has 17 exons. The record is from RefSeq and is a predicted model, not a curated record.
CUCUCUGCGCACUCUCUACCAAACUUGAAUGCAAUGUCCAAACUCGAGGUUUUAUCAGCUGUGUGGAAUACAUUCAAGACGGAGGGCGGGUAAUAUUCACAGCACUUUCGACUUGAGGCUGUUUCUCAUAGGGCACAAAGCUUCUGGGCUUACUCUUAUAUUCUUGAUAAAUAAACAGCGGGGAUACUCUCGUAAACGGACCGCUAAUCUUCACGCAUACUUUCUGCCGCGGUGUUUUUUUUGUGUGUGUGUGUUGUAGUCAAGCUCUCAGUAUCGCGUGGAAUCCACAUUACAUAUGAUCCGAUAAGAGUUCGCGACGCGCUCGGUUCUUCACGCGGGUGAGACGUCGUUGCGUUCUUUCUACGUCUUCACGUAACUUCACGUUACAUUUGUGUUGUCGCGAAUUCCAUCCGGUCUGUAAAACAAACUGAAGUGCCGGCGCGUUUAUGUUAACUGUUACUUUGUUGAGGGGGCGAACCGGUCUCGGCUGCUCUCCCUUUGUUUGGGCCCAGGACUCGGCUGAAUCCACUGGAGCUCCGUCUCAAACGUCUCAUUCGACCGCCAACGCUAUUUUAGGAUGGCUCCACAAAAGCACGGAUCUGGUGGAAACGGUUUUUAUGCCAACAGCGGCGCGAGCAAAGCGGCUAAUGGAGGAGCGCACGUAUCGUCCGGUGUUGUGAUGACUUCAGUCAAGCGACCCAAGAUGGAGCAGGUCCAAACCGACCACGAACUCUUCCUGCAAGCCUUCGAGAAACCAACUCAAAUAUACCGUUUUCUUCGCACAAGGAAUAUUAUAGCACCAAUCUUCCUGCACAGAUCUCUUACAUAUAUGUCCCACAGAAACUCAAGAACAAAUUCAAAAAGAAAAUGCUUUAGCGUGAAUGACCUGCUAUUCAAAGCAGAGAAGUCGAAAGUGGAUCAGGAAUCUCACAACAUGGCGUCAAACCUGCAGCUCACUUUUACUGGAUUCUUUCAUAAAACUGAGAAGCCGUUGCAGAACUCAGAGAAUGAAGAAAACUCUGUGUCUGUGGAAGUGCUACUUGUCAAGGUCUGCCACAAGAAGAGAAAGGAUGUAAGUUGUCCAGUAAAGCAAGUGCCUACAGGUAAAAAGCAGGUGCCUCUGAACCCAGACAGCAGUCAGAUCAAGCUGGGAGCUUUCCCCACACUGAUCGUGCCCAGCCAAGAGUUUGAACCCAGUAACGGCCACAUGGUGAAGUCCUACUCCCUUCUGUUCCGAGUGUCUCGUCCAGGGGGGAGAGAGCACAACGGCGUGACCACCAGAGAUACCAAUGUUAUGGAAGAGCUGUCUAACAGGAAGAAGAGAUACUGCUCUAAUCAGGAUGAUGGAGAAACUAUAUUUGUGGCGCAAAUGACAGUUUUUGAUAAAAAUAGACGCCUCCAGCUUUUGGAUGGUGAGUAUGAAGUCUCCAUGCAGGAGAUAGAGGAGAGUCCUGUAGGCAAGAAAAGGGCAACGUGGGAAACCAUACUAGAUGGGAAGUGGCUUCCACCCUUCGAGACCUUUUCUCAGGGACCCACGCUGCAGUUCACUUUGCGAUGGACCAAUGACACGGCUGACAGGGGAACGGCACCAGUGGCCAAACCGCUUGCCACACGCAAUUCUGAAUCCAGCACAGUAGACAGCGGCAAGCCUAGCAAUGUGAAGCCGCCACAUGCAGUAGCUGUUAGUGAAUCAGUUGGCGCUGAUCUACCAGUUAGAAGAGAACAAACUCAUGUCGAACCUCGUCAGAAACUACGUGUUUAUUAUCAGUUCCUGUAUAACAAUAACGCACGGCAGCAGACGGAGGCCAGAGAUGACCUGCACUGUCCCUGGUGCACGUUGAACUGCCGUAAGCUCUACAGCCUCCUCAAGCACCUCAAGCUCUCCCACAGCCGCUUCAUCUUCAACUAUGUGCCUCAUCCUAAAGGAGCCAGGAUAGAUGUGUCGAUUAAUGAAUGCUAUGACGGCUCUUACGUGGGCAACCCUCAGGACAUCCACUGCCAGCCUGGCUUUGCCUUCAGCCGUAACGGCCCAGUGAAGAGGACUCCAGUUACACACUUCCUUGUCUGCAGGCCCAAGCGCUCAAAGCCCAGCCUCUCCGAGUUCCUGGAGCCAGAGGAUGGAGAACAGGAGCAGCAGCGGACAUACAUCAGCGGCCACAACCGCCUGUACUUCCACAGCGACAGCUGCACGCCGCUUAGACCACAGGAAAUGGAUGUGGACAGUGAGGACGAGACGGACCCGGCAUGGCUCAGAGAGAAGACCGUUAUGCAAAUCGAUGAAUUCACGGAUGUCAAUGAGGGAGAGAAAGAGGUCAUGAAAUUGUGGAACCUGCAUGUAAUGAAACAUGGUGGCCUGGAUACUCUCCUCGUAUCACCUUACAUAUUCAUAGCUGACAACCAAAUGAAUCAGGCCUGCUUGUUGUUUGUGGAGCAGCACAGCACCACCAUCAUCGAGAAGAACCUUUGCCGGAACAUUCUGCUCCAUCUGGUCAGCAUGCACGACUUUGGUUUAGUGAAUACAGGGACCAUAGAUAAGGCCAUGGCUCACCUGAAACCGCAAAAAGAUGGCCAGGAGCAAGCCAAAACGCAAGACGAUGCUGAUGGUGGAUCCAGCUGCGAUGGUGAAGCCAGUGUAUCAAGUUUAGUCAACACCCAGAAUCACUGAAACCUCCUCCUCACACUCUGCGUUGAAUUGAGUGUCAGCAGGCAUCCGAGAGCCACCAAAUUCUGCUUGCUCACAGGGUUAAAGUUGAUGUCGAGUUCGAAGCGGUUUAUGUGGUUCGACAGCCAUAUACUCUGCAGAUCAUGAUUUUGGCCUGAUGUCAUCAGAGUUCAAAGCAACUCUUUACUAGGUUCAAAUUACUUGAAGAUGCCAUUAGUCUUUAUGAUGGAGUGUACAAGCAGGUCAGAUUUUUCUUUUCCCACACAACCCUGUAGCUCUAGCAAAUGUUUAGCACUUGUUUUAG